UCAAAAUCGGAUUUACCCGCUUUAGGUUUAAUGUCAAGUAUGUGUGUAUAAUGUACGUGUUGUAAACUAUUCAAAUUGUUAACGCAGCAAGAAUACCUGAAAUUAUCGCUUUACAUUUCCAUUGGCAUACGUGUUGUUGAAUUAUGCAUCAUGUUAAGUCUCAUAAUGUACACGUCCUUGAUAAGAUAGUUUGUGGUUAUUGCAGAACUUUUAUGAACACCCUUUAGGGAUUUAUUUUCAGAAGGGUAAUUUGUAUUUAACAGAUUCAAACUAAUUUGCUAAAAGUGUUGCUUUAUGAAGCCGUAUUUAUGCAGUUAUUUUAAGUAACUUAAAUCUGCUUUGAAAUCCCAGCUUUAAUAUCGGCCCAUCGCAUAUUUUCAGUAGCUUUGAAGAGGUUAUUUGUCACUUAAACGUUUUUUUUUCUUCUCCAAACGGAUGAUUCAGGCAAAAUAUUAUAUUGCAUCGUUAGCUGUAGAAAGCUAACUUUAAAAAAAUGGUUGUUAUUUGAGGCAUAUAAUGAGUCAUACCAUUUUCUGUGUGAGCAGAUAAUUUUCCUAUUAACACCAAUUCGUUUUGGGAUACUUUUUUUUUUACUUUUGAAGGGCUUGUCUCUUUAUAAAUACGCUCUCGUGAGUUAUUACUCGUAUGCCAAAAUAAUACUGUUCAUUUAAAAAAAACAUUUCUUCAAACAUUUUUUGUUAUUGAACAACAAUUAUUCACGUAACCUCUCUGACCGCUUCUCCAUCUCCCUCGUGACAAAAGUAGCCAAUGCCCAAAACGUCGCAUUCUCGCAAGAUUUUCCUUCGACUACGAGCAACAGGCCCGUCACGUCGCUGGCGGCAUUCGACAAAUGCGUUUUUCAUGUUCCAGCAAAACUCGGCUGAUUUAGAACAACAAAAUGUGUUCGCUCUCUCAUCCUGCACGCAUUCCAAGGCAUUGCCCACGGGGUCACAGAGGAGGCCGGGUGGGGAAGUGACCCAUGCGAGCCCCCGGGGAUGAACAGCGCAGCCCGAGAUGAGGGUGGUGGUGGUGGUGUUGGUGGUGAUGGCCAAUCGACCGAAACCGAAACAAUCGCCACCGAGGCUCGCGGGCACAGGAAGAAGGGCGCCAAGGGUCAUGGCAAAAAGGCAAGAGGUGCAAGUGCAGGAGGACAAGCAAAGUCACAGCACCCUCCUCCGGAGUUCGCGAAGGAGAUUCGAGCUUGGGCCGAGAGGAUCCAGAAACGCAUUGAAAAACGCAAGUUCAAGCUCAAGUUGGACUUCUCUGCGUUUAAGAAACUCUUCCGUAGACGCAAGAAAAAGAAGAAUGCCGCUAAAGCUGAUCAGUCCACUUUUGCGACACAAACUGCAGACGGUGGUGCAUCAACGGGCGAAGACUUGGAAAGCAGGGAAGAAAGGAGGCAUGCAAUGGAAUUGUUCGAAAAGUUGUUGAGAGACCUCAUGAAAGGGAUGUCCAUGGAGGACCUUAGAUAUACCAGCACAGGCUCGCUGUGCAGCAGACGUUUCUCCGGCGAUACACUGAAAUCAAAUCCUGGCGUGGCGACCUUGCAGAGGGAUGUAGCAACAAGCAGCGGCUCUGUGUCUACUCCUGCCUCGCAGCAAUCCACCAUGAGCCGUACGAUGGACCCACGGUCCAUGCAGAGGGCUGCCCUCACCUACCUUCUCAUGAAGCUCUCCCAUGAAACGAACUCCAACGGCGGCAUGUCCGACUCCACGGAAGCAAUCGGCGAUGCUCGUUCCGCUGAACUUUCCCAGAGCGCGUUGGGCAUGAAAGCCAAUGACGAUUUGGAAAGGUGGUGCUGGGAGUUUUUGAGGUCCGAAGGAGACGUUUUAGAUUCUUCAGAAUCUGAUGACGGGUCGGAAGAUGAGUGCGGGACCAGUGGGGAUGUGUCGCGUCUCUCAGGUGGAACGGGCAAACUCUCGCCACGGGGAAUGAGGACCAGAAUCUGAGACGCCACUCUUGCUCUGAUGUGGCUGGCUUUAAGUUAACAAAGAUGAAAGGCAAACAGCAUCUUACACGUGGGGAAAUGAUUAACUCCAAGUAUUCCAGCUUACAGGAAUUUCCGCAUGAUGAAUUAGUAGAUUACAGGGAAGAGGAGCUCAAGUCUUCAGGACAAUCUAAAUUCCUAACACUGGCAAGCAGUGCCUUGCGUGACCCUGUGGAUGACACUGGCACUGCUGGCCAUAGCAACUGCACUGCUAACGGACAGGAAGUAGAUGCACAUCGAAUCUCCGGUAAAAAAAUAAACGAAAGUGCCGACGAACAAAACAACCACAGUGAAUUGCCUGCGAUGCCUGCGCCAAAAGUGGAGCUCCUCCGAAUGCACGGGGAAGUUUCGGAUUCCCAUCCCAGCCGCGGCAGCGGCUCCGGCUCCGGCUCCAGGGUUUUUGAUUUUCUCAGCAGGCGCCGUCCUCACCACAGGAAUCAAAGCCAUAAAGUAACGGGUGGUGCUAAUAAUAACGGCACCAAAGGGCACAUUGAAGCAGACAGUCGUGAAGCCCACACGAUUGGAGAGACAGGAGCUGAUGGGGACAUAUUCACCGAAGUAAACGAAACGCUGCCAAGCAGCGGAAAAUACAAUACGACUGGAGGCAAACGUACAGAGUUUACUCAAGAAAGCACAGACGAGCCAGUAAUGGCCUGUCAAAACAAAGCAAAUGAUGGUGGGAACUUAUCUGACGAACAACAUGGCAGCAGCAGUGUUCUUGAAACUGGCGAAGAGUACAGUGGGACGAAUGCGAGUUCUCGGACACAUUUUAUUAACAAUGGGAAUGGCCAUUUUGACAACGAUGUGGAUGUUGACAGCGAGAGCUUAUCUGUUGGAGAUGGAUAUGUUUCGGUGCAGGAAGGAUCAGUUAUUGAUUCGAGCGGUGAACAUCAACUUUCUUUAAGUGAUGGCGAGUCUCCAAACGGCAGCAAAAUUGUCUGUCAUACGACCAACAUUCGGGCCGAGAUGCACAACAACAGCCACAGCGUUGAACGUGAACGGCAUUUUUCGUCCACCGAAAAUCUUGCAAACAAAACACACGCACACGAUCAAUCUAAUGUUCAACAUCUACUUAAUUCAGAGGCAUCUACCAUCACCAAAUAUUCCCAAUCUUCUGAAUUUUGUCCAUCGGAAAAUGACUUACUAAUUUCAAGCUCUAGGGAUUCCCAAAGCGAUGUGGUGGAUUUUACAACUCAAAAUAUGGAAAAAGAAUUAAAGACAGGCAUUGCGAUUGAAGAAAACAAUCAUAGAUCAGAUGCUGAAGGACGCGUGCAUUGCAAGACUAAAAAUGCUUUUUCAUAUUUGGACAAGCAAUCUUAUACCGAUAGCGGUUUUAAAGAUAUACGAAAUAGUAUAAACAUUGAGCAUACCUCGACAGAAGAAAUAGCAAGCGUGGAUAAUUAUGGACAUGGUGAGCAACCAACAGCCUCUCAUGUGGAAGACAUCCAGCAAGAGCACAAUCAGGAUGAUCUAGCAACCGGUGAAAGACAUCGAACGUAUGAUCAUCGAGGACGCCCUGUUGACACGACUCUGUCAGGGGUGCAGUCCCGACAUGAAUCGACAUUCAACGUGAUCGUUGAAACAAGGGGACAUGAAAGCGAUGCCUUUGUGCCACCGGUGGCUGGUCCAGCACAUGCCGGUGAGAACAAACUGGACGGGUGCAGGAGUCCAAACGGCUCUGAAAACAGCGAGGGCGCACUGUCGGAAACAGAGUCGGUGGCUUACGGCACCGUCACGUCUGAAGAAAGACGGUGGGAGGCAGGGGUCUCGGCUGUUCAACCGGGAGAGGAAAGGUUUGGGCCUCCGUCAGGCAGCCGGCCCGGUCUGUACGCCAAGACAGAGCCACUCUGCCGGUUAACAGGAGAGGCAGCCCACAGCUCCCGCACCUCAGAGGAGUCUGAGAGCGAAGAGAGCCUGUUUUCAGAUCACGGCGAGCAAAGCUCGGCAGCUGUUGCACAGGGUUGUCUUCAUGAGAGCAAAGCGCUCCGCGUGGUGGAUUGGGGCACACAAACAGCAAGCGACCCAGAUAGCGUGAGCCCCGGUGCACAAAGUGCACUCAGCACCGAUGACGGUGGCCUUUUCCAAGUGUCCCCCCCGGAGUCUGAACACUGGGAGACGCUGGGCCCCAUGAAGACGGCUGCUUCCUCUGCGUCAACACAGACCAUUUGGCUGAGCCACGCAGAGUGCCAGACCCACCAUGGAGAGGAUUUGCCUGGAGCCACGGGGGAGACUGCUGCAUCUGGCAGCAGGAGCAGUAAUCUUGGCCGAGGUGUUUGCUGGUUCAUUCCUGCUGACAGAGUGUCCAAUAUCCACGGGGACUUUACAGCUGACGGAGAACGGCUAAGUCAUCCAAAUGGGCCCAUUCCCGCAAGGAAAAGGCGGCCCAUUGGCCCGUUUCUGGUCAUCUCCCCCAAGGAAGCGCUGGAGUUGCGGCGGCCGGACUUCAUCUCCCGCUCCAACGAGCGGCAGCGCUGGGUGUCGCACCUGGCUGAGGAGAGGCAGACUGAGAAGGUCAUCCUGCGCGUGCAGCAGCAGCAACGGUGGCUGCAGCAGCAGCAGAAGCAGAUCCAGCGCCACGGCCGUCUCACAGAUCAUAUCACUGCACGGCAAAGGAAAUAUCAUCCUGCUGAAGAAACUGCACAUCCCAGAAAAAAACACGAACAAUUCCCUGAUGUGAAAAGACGCAGGCAACCAGGGGAAAGGCCAAAGUCUCAUCGCACUUCAUGUAGUGAGCAUGCAGAUUUCGUGCCGAAGAAACUUGGUAUCCAAACCUCGUGGGAGAAAAGGUGAAAACGACUGUUCACUCCAGAACUUCUAAGAACUUAUUUUUUUAUAAAUUGAUGUAUUUUUUGUGAUGCUGAAUUAUAGAUAUAUUUUGUUGUAACUCAAUUUUAGAACAAAAAAUAAAUAAAUGUGAACAGACGUUUACUGUUUUAUGAAACGCGAAAACAUAUUGCAUAUCGUAAAGUGCACUUUGGCAAUACUCUGUACAAUCAUGCGAAACCUACAAGAAUGGUUUCAAUGUAUUUUGCAUUGUGUAUAUAUAAUGCGCUUUUUAAAUAAGGGGUAACCCAAAGGUUUAAGACAUAUACAACUAUAAUUUGGUGUUUAUAAACCACGUUUAAAACUUUGGCUUAAUUCAGUAGGUGCAUUGGUGUGAUUACUGCAUGUACAAACAAAUACUCCAAUGUGUAUGUGAAUUUAUGUCUAUUUCAAGGUUUAAAAUGUAUGUUUAAAGGACUCGUUAAGCUAUCACUUGCUGCUGAUUUUUGCCAUGAGUAGGAAUUAAUAUCGGGUUGCUGAGUUCAAAGAAAAGUGAGAAAACGUCUGUACCACCAAUUCACCCAUAUAAUACAUGUUAAAUAAUUACACAUUCCUAAACGCAGCUUUUAUUUUUUAUACAUAAUUCAUACCAAUACCAUCAAAUGUAUUCUGUACAUUUUAUUUUGCUUGAAAUGUUCAAUAAGGUAAAUGUACCAAGGUCUCAUGCGUUGUAUCGUGUGCUUGGAUGGCUGCAGCAGUUAUUCACUUCUCUGUGUUUGACAGAUUGUUGUUUAUAUGAGAUGCAGUAGUGGAUAUUGAUCACCUACACCCUCAAGCGAAAAUUGACUGAGAUGAGCAUGUUGCUGAUAAAACCAUAUCGAGUAUAUCGGAACACAAUAGAUGGCACCCGGGGACCAGAGAUAGAUUUUUUAGUUCAGAGCUGUUUCAUUUGAACACUGACUUUGAUAACUGUUGGGCUCAUGUGCAACCCAUGCAAAUAUACAUGCAGAUAAAAAAAUAUAUACAGGUACAUCUCUGCAAUUUCCUGCUCAGAACACUGCUGCUGAAUGGCACCUCCACCAGAAGGAGCUCUAGAGGACCCCUUAUACAGCAUAUGUUGGCCUACUCUUCCACGUUGGACAUAUGUCUAGGAAGAGGUGGUUAUACUCACACUCUACCCCACCACACCCGACCUGCACCGAUGGACUGUACCCAUUUAUAAUGCCCGGUGGACAGAGUUGGAGAUUCUUAAAAAUUUUUUACCAUUUUAUCAGCUGCCACUCCCGGAGAGGAAACGGGCAACCUCUGCGUUUAUACAGCCAUAUAUUAAUGAAGGUAUUUUAUCAAUUCUGCUUUUUCUACAAUACAGUAGUAACAAUUUAUCAGGGAACUGGUCAUUAUGUGUCAGUAUUUGUUAUUAAAGACACACCCCGCUUUUGCAAUAUUAGUGAUUGCUGCCAAAUCAAAUACAUUCCAGUGCAUAUGAGUGAGUCUAUAUUGCAAGAGCAAACACCAUGAAUAUGGAAAUUUGUAAUGUGGAAAAUUAAAACUAAACUGGCCAUACCCAGGAGAUUAAUUAACAGAUCAAAGGCAUGUAACUAAAUCCUUUCAGAAUUACUUGUCACAAAAGAAAUACAUUCUUAUAAACAUUUUGUCGUAUUCAGUCGUUACAUUUUUGCAGUUCCAUACAUUUGGAGCAAAUAUGUGAUAUAUGCAGAACAAAAAAAUAAUCUGUUUCCAAGAUGAAUUAAAGUAAUUCCAGCAGAGGAAGUGUAUAAUUCCCACUGGAUGCAGAUAACCAGGAAAUGUUCAAUGUCAUUUUAUUUCUGUCCAUUGAACAUAUAAAUAUCACAGGGUAGGCAGUCCGACUUUAGAUUAUAUGAUGCUCAGUUAGAUAUGAGGGAAAUAAUACUGAACUACAUAUGUUGCACUUGUUAUCGAGGCUUAUUUUUGCCUUCCUUAACUACAAUUUGUAUAACACGUUAACCUUUUAGCUUAAUUAACCGAAAAUAGUGUAUAUGUAUAUGUUUUAAUACUGUUCUAAAUAGUUGAUGGAAUCCCCUCACACUUAUGCAAUAUAUGCAUACAAUAAUGAAGCUUGUAAAUAUAUGUUAUUACUGAAUUACCAUUACACUUACCUAACCUCUUGCCAUAUAGUCAAGUUUGAUUUCUUCCAAAUUUACCAAUCUUCAAUUAAACGCCUCCCUACUAUUGAGUCAUUGUGGUAUUUUAGUUCUAAUGAAUUCACCAACCGUUGAAAUAAAUUGCUCCCCGUUUGAAUUUUCCAUUAAUUAUUCUCUCCCCACCACAGUUCCCAGUAAUUUAAAGCAGGGAUGUGUCACUCCAUUAAAUAAGGGCUCAAAUUUACUAAAAAGCCUGUAAUUUCACCAGCGCUCAUUAUGUUGAAAGUUUUGAAAUCUACAGACUCUGAUAUAGCCCUCUGGUAUAUCGACACAGCACCAUCAAGUAACAUUAACCUAUGUUUUGAUUUAAAGUUUUCGUGACUGCAGGGAAUCAUAUUCUUGGUUCUUUCUGUAAAGUUACGUAGAAGGGAAAUAACAAAAUAAUAAAAAUAUAAAACAAAAACUAAUUGUUAUAUAUUUUUAUUAUUUUAGUUUUUCCCUUCUACGUGACUUUACCGAAAGAACCAAAAAUAUUAACCUAUGUGUUGUGCUUAGCUCAUGGCUAAGUGUUCCAAUGGGACGAGGAAGGCAACAUAAAUUUCGAUUUAAACCUUUCGUGACUGCAGGGAUUCAUCUUCACCUGAGGAUGGCUGCUUGCGUUGUGGCCGAAACGUCGUGAGAAUUAUCUUAUUAUGUUUUAUUAUUUUAUUAUUUCCAUUCUACGUGACUUUACCGAAAGAACCAAGAAGAAGGCAACAUCAUUUUUCAGUGGCCUUUUUUUUUGGCUCGUGGUGUUCACGCAUGAUGUCCGGCGCUUUGCACCAUGUGGGAAAUGUCACAACCGCAAGAUUCUACGCGGUAAUAAUGAUACUCAUUUUCUGCCCUUUGUAAUUCCAUUGCUGGAUGGAAGAGUUCCGACGCCAUGUCGGUCAUGGGGAUUGCUUGAUCACAUCACGAUUGGUGACCCAGAAAGUGCUCGGAACCAGUUAGGACAUCACUAAACCGUUGCUGGUAAUCGAACACGAGUCGCUGGCUUCAUAACAAAGUGUGGCGCAUUACUGUACCACCAAUCAUUCAUUAAAAUGUGUGUGGAUCUGACAAUGAAUGCCGUUAAACGUUAUACCUCAAUAAUUAUCCUCAACAAAUGUGGCCUCAACGUCUUAUGCACAUCUUAAACACCACGCAGUAUUGUAUACCAGUCCCAUGCGUCGGAAGGAGGAAGGGGGGCUCAACUUCCCCCCUCCCGCUACACCUGCUGAAGACUGGGGGGCCCCCUUCUUAAUUCCUCGGUACAAUUAGGAGAUGGACGUUCCACGGUUCCACCCUUUCCUCAUCUACACGGGAAUGGGGUUGAGAGCAAGAGUGCACGAUAGACAAAAGCAGAUGGUACCGUUUCUCAUUCUGUUCAGCGUGUUUAAGAUUUGUUUAAAGUGUGUUUAACCCUGACCGUCGCCCCCCACGCCCCCCUUUAAACAAAGUCACGCUACCUCAGUUGUUACACUCACACGCGCGUUUCCAAGCUUAGUCAUAGAACUACUGUGCUUGAAUUUAUCGUCUACGGUGACAUCAACAUGAGUAUUAUCGUAUUAAACUGUCUGAGUCUUUUUUUUAUGCCACCAAGCUUUUGAAACCAGUUCGGUCAGCUUGUGUGACCUGCGUGGAUCUUUCGGCUUUUUUUUUAUCUUGCGAAAGAUUUAUGGUUUUGUAGUCACCAGGUGGUACAUUAAGAUGGACUCCGUGGCCCAACAUUCUUCUCGCUACUUGACGGUCAAGAGCACUGGUGUGGAGAGAUUCCGUAAAAUUCGUCAAUAAUAAUACGCGACGUUUCGGACAAAGGCCCUCAUUGCUGAAAACGCCACCUCUUGUCUGUUUUCUUUUUAGGGCAGUGUCAUUGUCAUUGUGUGCCACUUGCAAACGUGGUAUCACAAAUAUUACGUGUGUGGAAAAGAGUUAACGACUGCUGUAUUCUGGCUUUUUGAGGUUAUAUUGAUGUCAAUCACUGUCCUAUAAUCAAACACCCUGUAAUAAACAUAUCUGAUUA
Molecule: messenger RNA, 8914 nt
Organism: Lethenteron reissneri (Far Eastern brook lamprey)
Lineage: Eukaryota; Metazoa; Chordata; Hyperoartia; Petromyzontiformes; Petromyzontidae
Source: RefSeq, a predicted model, not a curated record